UCUCAACAAACUACAUGUAAACAUUGCUACCACUCCACCUCCCAGGCACAGUCUCAGCUUGUCCUCCGUCUCGAAAAGCAGCUACGAACUCAGCCAAAGUUUGGUGGAAGUUGUGAGAGCUUUCGAAAGAAGGGCAACGCACUUGCCUUCAAAGUAAUUCAAGCUAGCAGUUCACAGUUGCAGCUUACGAGAAAGUCGUCUUUGACCAUGGUGCUUGCGUCGCUGCAGGCGUGGUUGUGGCGCCUGCGCUGCAUCCUGCUAUCCUAUCUAUUCACGUACACUGGCUGGAUAUACCGUCCCAAGUCCUUGAAGACUCUGGUCUGGUCUCUGGCCGUGAAGUUUGUGGGCGGAUCUCGUAACCAUGGCAUCCAAGGCUACGUGGAAGCGUUGCCAUCACUACCGUUGCCUGAUCUCCAGUCUACUCUCAGAAGAUACCUGAUUUCUGUCAAACCUCUACUAACGGAUGAACAGUACGCAACAACGUGUGAUGUGGUGCAGAGAUUUCAGAAGGAAGAAGGACCCAAGCUACAGCAGAGGCUCAAGAUGAACAGGUGUUGCUCAACACGUAAUUGGCUGGAGGACAUCUGGCUGAAGCUGGCCUACAUGCGAAGCAGAACCCCGCUGCCUGUGUUCAGUAAUAUCUAUUGUGUCGGAAACAAGGCAAGGCCGACCACCGUGCGUCGCUAUCGGGCCGCCAUGCUCCUACAUCAAUCCAUGGUGUUCAUGGAGAUGUAUCAGAAGAAUAAGCUACCGUGCUUCAAGACAAUGAAGAUGAUACCAAUGUGCAGCAGUGGAUAUCGUUAUGCAUUCGGUGGUCACCGUGUCCCCGGAGUAGAGGAAGACUCGCUGCGUAUGACGGAAAAACCAGACCAUGUCGUCAUCCUUUGCAAUGGACACUACUAUCAAGCGAGUAUCUAUGCUGCGGACGGCAGUCUAGUAACACCACACGAAUGGGCAGACAGGCUUGCUGAUAUCGAACGAGAAUCAGUUAACAACAAGGGUGGUGUGAACGUGGCUGCACUGACAGGUCAAGACCGCGACACGUGGGGACGGCAAUAUGCCCGCUUGCGUGGCAACGAAACCAACAGUGCAUCGCUGGAGGCCAUUGAAACAGCCGCGUUGAUGGUGAUCCUUGACGACAGUGAACCGGAGACCGAUACGGAAAUCGCACUCUGCUGCUUCACCGGCAAUGGCGCUAAUCGUUUCUUCGACAAGACGUAUGAAAUGAUCAUUUGUGCCAACGGCAUCGUCGGAACAAACAUUGAACAUGCUCCUACGGAUGCAACUGUAUGGGCGCGUAUCUGGGAGUACUGCCUUCACCACGAACAGUACACAGCUGACGGAGACCUACCGCCCACUGACAAGCCAGAGAGAAAGCUCAGCAGUGUCUUGCAGCUUGCCUGGGAUUUGGAUGACUUUUCAGAGGAGAUAGAGACGGCAAGGCAAUCCAACCUAACUCUGUUCCAGACGGUGGAUAAGUGUGUUAUGAACUCUCCAUUCGGCAAGGGAGAGAUGAAACGCCUCCGAGUGAGCCCGGACGGGUUCACCCAGAUGGUUAUACAACUGGCCUAUUAUCGUCUGCAUCAGAAAUUCUCGCUGACGUAUGAAUCAGCGUCCACUCGUAUGUUCUAUCAUGGCCGCACGGAGACUAUUCGACCGGUGUCGCACGACUCGAUUGAGUUCUGCAAGUCCAUUGACGAUCCGUCAGUGAGCCGUGAACACGUAGCAAAGCUCGUCAAGUCUGCAAUCAAGACACAGACGGAGCGCAAGGUAGACGCCGUGGUAGGUCAUGGAAUAGACCGUCAUCUCAUUGGUCUGUACGCCAUGAGCAUGCUAGAUAGCUCAACACCACCAGAGAUAUUCCGGGAUCCAGCAUGGUCAUCGCUGCGUUAUGACCUAAGCACCAGCCAAACGCCAACCAAGCUAGCAGACUUCUGGACACCGGAGAAGUGUUGUCUUGGCGGAGGAUUCGGUCCGGUUACUAAGACAGGCUACGGUGUGUCUUACAUCUUCAAUGGAGAAGAUACAAUUUACUAUUUCAUCUCAUGUUUGAAGACUUGCCCAGAGAACAACUCCGAGAAGUUCACCAACCAGUUACUUCUUGCCAUGGAGGACAUUCGCAAUCUUCUCAAGUCAGUAGCCUAGAAUGUCUCUCCGACUGGGUAUGGUUCCCACGGCCAUUGAUAGCGCAACACGUGAGGGUGUACUGUGUCUGUACGGAAUGGUAUCGUUCUGUCCCAGGCUCUGUGUGUGUUUGUGUGUGUGUGUAUAUAUAUGUGUGUGUGUGUGUGUGUGUGCGUGUGGGUGUGUGUGUGUGCGUGCGUGUGUGUGCGUGCGUGCGUGUGUGUACGUGUGCAUGUGUGUGUGCGUGUGGGUGUUUUUUCUUGUAACUAUUUGUUGCAUCAGCAUGUCAUGUCUAUGCCCACUUCUAUCUCUAGUUUGUCAAAGCUUCUAUUAUUUUCUAUAUUUUUGAAGUGAGUUUCCACUAAUGCAGUAACUGGUACCGGGUGGCUCUAGCCUCUAUCCCUGCUGCUGCUGCUGCCGCCACUCUCACUUCCCAUGAUCUAUGAUGGGGAGUGUAUCCAUUCAUGACGUGCCCACUGGCCCCCGCGCAUAUUUGCCAAGCAAAGUGUCACAUCUGAGUUGUUUCGGACUGUAACCCUGCCACCUUGUACUACUAUGAUCCCAGUGCAGCUCCCAGGACAUUUCCACUUUCUCAAUUUACUCUCCUGUGUUAUCCUUUAUUUUCUGACUCGCUCGCAAGCAGUAUUUGUACUGUAGUUAAAAAAGUAUUGUUAUACUAGCUUUUCUGUGCUCAGCUUGGAAUGUGCAGGCCCUCCAUAGACAGGUGCUGCUAGAACUUUCCAUUCCCCCCUCCCCUGCCCUUUCCCCUGCCCCCCCCCCCACCCACCCAGCUUUAGCACAUACGUUGAGUACUGAGCUCAAGUGUAACUCCUGCCGAGAUAGGUUUUUUAGGUGAAUCAUUAUUAGAAUACCACUUUGCCUUAGUUUUUGUAGGUACCUCAUCGCCGCCUUAGUUUAUUCCCUUAUCUCAACUGAAUUCGGAUUGCCAUGCAGCACUUGCAGUGCGUGUAGGGUACUGCAAAGUA
This is a messenger RNA of Sycon ciliatum, 3110 nucleotides long. Its product is annotated as carnitine O-palmitoyltransferase 1, liver isoform-like. NCBI's taxonomy places the organism in Eukaryota, Metazoa, Porifera, Calcarea, Leucosolenida, Sycettidae. Gene Ontology annotation, cellular component: mitochondrion. The record is from RefSeq and is a predicted model, not a curated record. Gene Ontology annotation, biological process: carnitine metabolic process; fatty acid metabolic process. Bases 208 to 2145 code for a protein of 645 amino acids. The transcript has 20 exons. Gene Ontology annotation, molecular function: carnitine O-palmitoyltransferase activity.